GACGCUGGAGCCCUCCCUGGACGCCAGCGGAUACGGCUGCACCCGGCUGCUGACCCAGUUCAUGACUUCGGUGACGGAUGUGGUGGUCCAGGCCGAGGAGCAGGUGCUGACGGCCGGGCCGCAGGAGACGCCCCUCAUGCAGAACGAGACGGUCCGCAAGGACGUGGUGGUGCUCGUCUACAACCUGGUGGCGACCUUCGCGCAGGUGCUGGAGCGUCUGGCCUUCGAGGACGCCGAGUCCGAGGAGGGCUCGGGCUCCGAGGAUGGCGCGCCGGCCGUGGCCGAGGCGCCGAGCGUUGAGUACCGGCUGCUGGUGGUGCUCUCCAACUGCCACGUGCUGCGUGUCAGCCGCGCCCCCCAGCUGGCCGACGUGUUCACCUCGCACGGGUUCCCGGCGGCCGAGGUGCAACAAGGCUGCAGAAGGCAUAGUGGAGAUGAGCAUGUACCAGGCCGGUUCGACUGGUCCCACGUGCUGAGGCCGCCCACGGACGUCCGCGGCUAUGUCAAGGAGUUAUCAUGA
Messenger RNA from Pollicipes pollicipes, 520 nucleotides. RefSeq lists its product as uncharacterized. The record is from RefSeq and is a predicted model, not a curated record. The coding region runs from base 62 to 520 and encodes 152 amino acids. NCBI's taxonomy places the organism in Eukaryota, Metazoa, Arthropoda, Thecostraca, Pollicipedomorpha, Pollicipedidae. The transcript has 5 exons.